AUGGAUGACCCGCUGGAGUGCAAGCACACCAUGUUUAAGGCAGCAAUUGUGUCCACCAGUGAUGCCCAGAAGGUGCUCGAUGAUGAAAUGCCUAGUGUGGUUUUGUGGGAUGAGGAUAGGUCACCCAGGCUCCACAUGAAUAGUGAUUUGUUGCAGCAGCUUGCUCAAGGUGGAGAAGACUUGAUUGGCAAACAAAACAAGCCAACCAUAGAACUAUUCUUCAUCGAUGAAUUCUGUCAUGUCCACAACACUUCCUUUAUCUCAGGGCUUGCUGAUGAUUCUAUUAAUGAGGUUUUCACAGAAAGGCCUCUUGAGAGGGUGAUAUGGGAUGAUGGCAAAGCAUCGUAUGAGCAGAUAGCAGCAGAGGUUCAGUCGGUGUCAAAGGAUACUGCACACAAGGUGUUUCAUGAAAUUGCAACAGAAAUCAUGUGGGAUGAGGAAUCGGGGCAUGACCUCAACUUGCAGGGUUUAUUGCAGCAUUUAGCUCUUGGUGAGGAGACGAAAGUAAGUACUGAACCCCCCAUCGAUGACUUGCUCACUCCUGUGAAUGACCGGUUUUCUAUGUUGGCAACUGGUGAGAAAAGAAUUCUAGUUGCGGAGCCAACUAAGGAUGAUAUGUUCUUAAAUCAACAACACCCACAGUCUCUUCAACUGGGCAGAGAUGCUGUGUAUGAGGCAUUUAUUGAAAUCUCUUUUGAGGAGAAGGUGGCAGCAAAACCAAUGAAAGAGGACACAGUGGUACAAGUGCUUCUUGAUGAAAUGCAUCGUGAGAAUGUGGUGUGGGAUGAGACAUCAACUAACCUUGCUGUAGUCUCAGAUGUAUAUUCGUGUGCACAUGCUAUUGAGCUAGACACCCAUGAUGUUCUUACAAAUGUCAGCAGCUUACCACUAUUUCUGGAGUUGGAUGCAUUCUCUGCAGGAAACAUGUUUGAGGGCAUGCUUAAUAAGGACAUAGACAAGGACAUAUCAGUUGGGCUUUACCAGCUGUACCAACCAUCAACAAAAGGUGCACAGCUAGAGGGCAGUAGUAUACCUCUCUCGCCAAUCAACAAAUGGUCUGAUUCUGGUGGUGAUCUUGAUUCAGUGGAGCUGCACAUGACGAGAGCAGAAAUAUGCCAGGUAGAGGCCAGUUUAAAUGAUGAGGGUAAUCUGAAAUAUGACUUAGGUGCAGCAGGGAGCACACAUCAGUUACCGGCCUGGAGUCAUGGAAUUUCCAGUCCAGGGGAAAGUGAGACACAGCUUGAGUUGUAUAGGAUGUCUGAUACACAAUGGGAUCCAGGAUUGUGUGCCCAGGAUUAUAAAUACAGAGUUGGUGUAGAUUUCAAUGAGCAUCGCACAGCUCUCAGGCCAUUGGAGAAAGCUCUUAUGCUGCAAAUUCAACAACAUCUCUCUGCCAAUGGAACUGAAAGAACCAUUGUCCUGACAGAAAUAAGGCUUUAUUGGGCUCCUUAUGUUAUCAGUUAG
Molecule: messenger RNA, 1464 nt
Organism: Miscanthus lutarioriparius
Lineage: Eukaryota; Viridiplantae; Streptophyta; Magnoliopsida; Poales; Poaceae
Source: the annotation of a GenBank genome assembly